GUUUUCGACGACACCACCAAAUCGACAUGGAAGAGAUUGGCAUGGAGCUGUUCGACGUUGGCUGCUAUCAGUACUCAGUCGAGUGGUCUGCUGAAGAGAGCGCCAUUCUCGAUGGACUUCUCCACGACAACUCGAGCGAUGACGCCGCCACGCCCAAGCCCAGCAGCCACAGCAUCGUCCUCAAGCGAUAUCGUAAGAAGAAGCGCACCGAGUUCCUCGAGCUCAAGCGCGCGGCACAGGAACUAGAGGUGCGCUUAAUGCAGCUGUCCGAGGCCAAGCAGCUUCGCGACGUCCUCAGUCCGCCGGGCAGGUGGCAGAAAAUCGCGGUGCAGCUCAAGAUGGACACGGCCGCCGCGCACAUUGAGAACAAGCAGCUCAAGGAGCUCGUCCAAGCGCACUUGGUGACGGUGCAGACGCUCGGCAGCAUGCUCGACAAGACGCACGAGCUUGCACUGACGCUCAACCCGGCGCCAGAAAUGCGCUGGCAGCAGCUCGUGCUUGUGGCUGACCCAGACCUGCGUCGUGCGGGUAUCCACGGGAUCAUGGACCGUGAAUGUGGCAAGCUUGCGAGCGUGUUCAUUGAGGCAGGGCUCACGGACGCGAAGGACGAGUUUCAGAAGCACAUCUCCAAACUGAGCGUCUCGGGCGGCCACGAGUUCCACGUCGUCGUGCACCGGCACCUCGGGCUGCCCGUCUCUGUCGCCCUCGAGCGAUGCUGGGACGUGUCGCUGGGUGCGUCCAUGUUUUUUCCCAGCCUCCCGCACCAAACGCUAUCGGCCACGGCCAUCGAUGCCAAUACGUCGUAUGUGGUUGGCUGGCUCAACCAUCCGCUUGGCCGGUUCCAGCGGCGCGCGCUCUGCAAGCGGUUUCCCGGCGAGAAGCGCAGCACCUUGAUUGUGCGCAGCAUCGAUCUGGACGAAGACGCGCCGUACGACCCGAGCUUGCCGUAUGCGAUCGAGGUCAUUUGGGUGCAGUUUGACGCGAGAAUGGACGGCGGCACGGACGUCAAGGUCUUCCAAAAGUUUCGGCCGUCGCAUUGGACCGCCGACAUGUUGGCGACAGUGCAGUGGCCCGAAGCCCUCGAGAAGGGCGCACUUGACUUGCACCAAGCCAUCCACGACCACAUCGAGACCCGUACCGUGCCGUGUGGGACGAGCAACUCGUGAUAACUCAACAUUGUCCAUUCUCAUUGCAGCUGCGGUUGAUCGUAGUAAAAGAACACACUCCGUGCGAUGUUGAGCGCCCAGAUACGUGGCACACCCAUAGUCGUUUGGUCGUUGUGUUUUCUUUACACAGAUAGCUGAUCUUGG
This is a messenger RNA of Saprolegnia diclina VS20, 1310 nucleotides long. RefSeq lists its product as hypothetical. The coding region runs from base 27 to 1166 and encodes 379 amino acids. The transcript has a single exon. The record is from RefSeq and is a predicted model, not a curated record. Lineage: Eukaryota; Oomycota; Saprolegniomycetes; Saprolegniales; Saprolegniaceae.